This is a messenger RNA of Ornithodoros turicata, 917 nucleotides long. RefSeq lists its product as uncharacterized. Lineage: Eukaryota; Metazoa; Arthropoda; Arachnida; Ixodida; Argasidae. Gene Ontology annotation, molecular function: DNA binding. Bases 14 to 820 code for a protein of 268 amino acids. The transcript has 6 exons. The record is from RefSeq and is a predicted model, not a curated record.
GCAAGUUUCUGCUAUGAGUCAUAUUUUGGUGAAGUGGCUAGGAGAAGAAAAAUGGGAUGUCUACCCUGUACGAAGCAUCGUGGAUCCAUCGGUUGGUCUGCGGCUGCUAACAGAGCCUAACGCAAUCAAGGAUUUGCGAGGUUCAAUUGUGCGUGUAAGCUGGAAAGAAGGCGAAACACCGGCUUCCGCAACGCUGCUUCAUUUCGGGAAACCACAGACGCUGGAGAAAAAGCGAAACAAACUCGUGGCGUCAGCUUCCGAGGAGACCCCAGACAUACCGUGGGAGGAAUCCGAGCCACUCACUUCCACUGCAAGCACUGAUGACUGCAGCAUGUGUGCAACCAAAAUUGAGGCCCUGACUGCUGAAAACCUCAGGCUAAAGGACGAAAAUGACGCCCUGAAAAGGUCGCUAGAGGCAGCGGAGAAGGCAUCUGAGCCAGCGAAAAUGGUAAAAAGGCUGCGAAAGAUACUAGACAAGAGAGACAUGCCAGAGGUUGUACUACCGUCUCCGAAGGUCGACAUCGGCAGCGGAGUACUCGUUGAACAGAACAUUAUUGAGAGAUUGGAACGCAGCUGUCAGAGUGGCCCUGGGAAGCUUGCGCGCUCUCUCUUGCGUCAUGUGUUUGCCGAAGAAGAGUUGCGAGGAAGAUCCCUCUUUGGUAUGAAGAGCAAUGCUCAGAAGGAGAGACCAGCUAAAGAUGCCCUCGACCCGAUACGCGUCAAUGCUGUCAUAGGCUACACAUGCAGCAAAUUUCCACAAGCAAGUGUGGCAUACAUCAAAAAUAGCCUUGCAUCACUCUUGGCCCGGGAGAUGAAGUAAAUGAAAGGGAUGUCAAACCCUCUACGUUCAUGUCAUCUGUAGGACAUGUUUUCAUAAUGCUGUGAUAACACUGAGUGUGCACGGGUAGUACACGGGU